AUGGUGACGGACGUGCAGCUGGCCAUAUUCGCCAACAUGCUUGGCGUGUCAUUGUUCCUGCUGGUUGUGUUGUAUCACUAUGUUGCUGUCAAUAACCCCAAGAAGCUGGAGUAGAGUCCCACCCAAUAUGGUCGGAGAGGUGAGAUGGGACUCAAUGCCAUCACCAUGGAAACAACAUUCCCCACUUCCAGUCCCAAGAGAUGAAUUUCUUUGUAAGAUUGCACAGUAGUGUUUUUUUCUAAUAAUAAAAAAAAAAAUGUGUAUGCC
Molecule: messenger RNA, 267 nt
Organism: Perca fluviatilis (European perch)
Lineage: Eukaryota; Metazoa; Chordata; Actinopteri; Perciformes; Percidae
Gene: ost4
Product: oligosaccharyltransferase complex subunit 4 (non-catalytic)
Exons: 2
Coding region: 1-114 (37 amino acids)
Cellular component (GO): oligosaccharyltransferase complex
Source: RefSeq, a predicted model, not a curated record